Messenger RNA from Tribolium madens (black flour beetle), 2428 nucleotides. RefSeq names its product protein UBASH3A homolog (gene Epp). The transcript has 7 exons. The record is from RefSeq and is a predicted model, not a curated record. Bases 127 to 2166 code for a protein of 679 amino acids. NCBI's taxonomy places the organism in Eukaryota, Metazoa, Arthropoda, Insecta, Coleoptera, Tenebrionidae. Gene Ontology annotation, molecular function: protein binding.
AUCGGAAAGACAAAUCUCCCAAACAAAACCAAAACAAAAAUGUCACCGUUUAAAUGUCAAAGUUCCAUGUAAGAAGUGUCAACACAACACCAAAUUUUAACUUAGCUGAAUUUAAUAAUUUAUUAAAUGAAAAUGGCAACACUACCCCCCAGGAGAAACCCUACACCUACAAAAAUAUCCAAACAGCACCUGACUCCGCUACAAAUUCUCCUGCAGAUGGGAUUUCCUAAACACAGAGCCGAAAAGGCUUUAGCCGCCACGGGUAACAGGGGUGUGCAAUUGGCUUCAGAUUGGUUAUUGGCUCAUGUAAAUGAUCCAUUGUUGGAUGAUAAUUCGCCAAGAGAGUACAUUUUAUAUGCGUGUCCCACAGGACCCUUUCUGGAACAGUUACAGAACUUCUGGGAGAAGUCACAUAAGGAAUGUGCCUGGAAUGGAGCGCACAAUUUUACGCCGCACAUUACGCUAGUUUCGUUUUUUAAGGCGCCUGAUGAAGACGCUCCACAUUUGGCUCAAAGUCUAAAGUCUGUAAUGGAAAGGCAAGGUGCUAUGUUGAAUGAACCUCUAAAACUAGAGACGUAUACAUCUCCCAAUUUUAUGGGGUUUUUUGUGGCGGAAGAACAUGCUGAUUACUUAAAAAGGAUUGCCAUGCAAUAUGUUAAAGAAGUCUCAAAUGCUAUUAUUAGUGACACAUAUGAACAUUUCGAUGCUCUAACAGCCUGUUUUCCUUGGUGUACCACAACAACUGCUCGAUGCAUUCCUCGGGGAAGUAGAUCUAUAAGUCUUGAGCCCCACGUGAAAUCUCUCCAUUUGACGUUGGCGUACCAAUUUCCCAGCAUCCACUACACCCACUUAAAAUCCCUCGUAGACGAACUCGACCCUAGCGACUCCGCCAGCUGGGAAUUGCGCCUAUACUCCCGCGAUCCUCGCGUAAACGGUAAACAAGUCCACAAAGUGAUCCACCCCUAUCAACCAACCGAGUGUGACGAAUUAGAUCUCCGCACCGGCGAUUACGUCUAUAUAAGCAGCGAGGCCCUGGCCAAUUCGCCCGACGGUUGGGUGGAGGGUACUUCUUGGUUGACUGGACUGACGGGACUCUUACCGGAGAGUUACACUGAAAGGACUGCGGAAUCCGAUGCGUGGACUCUACACAAGAAAGUGCCAUUGAAUCACAUUACUCAACCGGAAAUUAAAUACGCGUUACCCCAAAAACCACAUCAACAAUCGGUGGAGAUGGAGGAGGACGCCUCUAAGCAAAGUGCCAAGGGUGAGAGUGAAUCGAAGAACGGAGACGAAGAUUAUUGCUUUCCGGCGUCUCCGAGGAUUGAAAAUUUGUACGAAAAUGUGUUCAAAACGGGGCCUCAACAACAGGCACAAGAUAAGAAGUCGCGAAAACUCUUCCUGAUGCGUCAUGGUGAACGAAUCGACUUCACAUUCGGCGUCUGGAUUCCCUACUGCUUCGAUGAGAACGGCAGAUACACCCGCAAAGAUUUGAACAUGCCAGCCACAGUACCUGACCGAUCCCAAGGACCCGCCGGCUACACCAAGGACACUCCCUUGACCAAUGUUGGCGUCUUCCAAGCCAACACAGUCGGCGACGCCCUCAAAGACGCCCAACUCGACAUCGCUUACGCUUACUCGUCGCCAUCGUUCCGUUGCGUCCAAACCUGCGACGCCCUCCUCAAAGGUUACAAUAAACGAGACGAAAUCAAAAUUAGAAUCGAACCCGGGUUGUUUGAGUGGAUGGCCUGGUAUCCAGACGGUUUGCCAGACUGGAUGACACCGGCGGAAUUAGCCGCAGCCGGAUACAACAUUGACCUGAAUUACCAGCCGUUUGUAACGGUGGCAGAACUGAAAGACGCUAGGGAAACUUGCGAACAGUAUUAUUUACGAAAUACCUUCGUUACGAGAGGAGCUCUUAAUGCUCAUUCCAACGGAAAUGUUUUGUUUGUGGGCCACGCGUCCACUUUGGAAGUGUGUUCGAGGGAAUUGAUUGGUAAGAAGCCAAGAGCGGCUUACGAAAUGACGGAUGUCAUACAGAAAGUGGCCUAUUGUAGUUUACUACAACUGGCGCAAGAGGGAGACAAAUGGGAGAUUUCAGAACUGCCUUUCCCUCCUAUCACGCAUACAACCAACCAUAGGUUCGAUUAUAAAAUUUUCUUGAAUUAAUGAUAUGAAACGGUGCCCUCCAUUAGUGGAGCAAAUCUAAGAAUUCAAAAUUGGUGAAACGUCCACUAAUGUUUCACUAACUUUGAUAUUUGAAAUUUGCCCCAGAAUGUAAUCCACUUACCAAAGAACGCCUGCGUAGUUUAUUAUUGCUAUAUUUUGGUGCAUAGACUUGGUACAAUAAGAAUAAAGCAUUAACUGUUGUGUAAAGCUGAAUAAAGAAAAACUUGUUUCUUAGUAAAAAUAUGCUUUUAUAAAAAUUUAC